Messenger RNA from Camponotus floridanus (Florida carpenter ant), 1375 nucleotides. Its product is annotated as U5 small nuclear ribonucleoprotein 40 kDa protein. The record is from RefSeq and is a predicted model, not a curated record. Gene Ontology annotation, cellular component: catalytic step 2 spliceosome. NCBI's taxonomy places the organism in Eukaryota, Metazoa, Arthropoda, Insecta, Hymenoptera, Formicidae. The transcript has 6 exons. The coding region runs from base 1 to 1050 and encodes 349 amino acids. Gene Ontology annotation, molecular function: RNA binding; protein binding.
AUGCCGAUUCUGGAUAAAAGAAAAGGAGAUGAUAUCUUGGCAUUGGUCCCUGCUUCGAAAAGAACCAAGAAUGAAAUCGUUUUCAGCAGCAGAGAAAAGGCGGUUGUGCAAAGCGGUCCACCGCGAACAUCCUCCUUAAUGUCGAUGAUAAUGUUGCUCGAGGGACACCAAGGAGAUAUCUUUUCUUUGGAAUUUCAUCCGGAAGGACAGUAUCUGGCAUCCACGGGAUUCGAUCGACAAAUCUUCAUCUGGAAUGUUUACGGAGAAUGCGAGAAUAUUGGCAUCAUGACUGGACACAGUGGUGCUGUGAUGGAAUUACACUUCAGUCCAGAUGGCAAUCACUUGUACACAGCUAGCACAGACAUGACACUGGGUUUGUGGGACAUAGUAGCUGGAACACGGAUCAAAAAGUUGAAGGGCCAUACUUCGUUUGUAAAUUCUGUGUCAGGUGCGCGAAGAGGACCCACGCUACUCUGCUCGGGUAGUGAUGAUAGUACGAUACGUAUUUGGGAUCCCAGGAAGCGGGGUCAGUGCCACACAUUAAACAAUACAUAUCAGGUAACUGCGGUAACGUUUAACGAUACGGCGGAGCAAGUAAUCAGCGGCGGUAUCGAUAAUGAUGUAAAGGUAUGGGAUCUUCGAAAAAAUGCGGUGCUUUACAAAUUGAAAGGACACACCGAUACCAUUACUGGAUUGAGUCUCAGUCCCGACGGAUCUUAUAUACUUUCCAACGCUAUGGAUAACACGCUGAAGAUAUGGGAUGUACGACCGUUUGCACCUUAUGAACGCUGCGUAAAAAUACUGUCCGGACAUCAGCAUAACUUUGAAAAGAAUCUUCUGAGAUGUGCUUGGUCACCGGAUGGCAGCAAAGUCUCGGCUGGCUCCUCGGAUCGAUUUCAUUAUAUUUGGGAUACCACAAGUCGUAGAAUAUUAUACAAAUUGCCGGGACACAACGGAUCUGUGAAUGACAUUGAUUUCCAUCCAAAAGAACCUAUAGUGUGCUCGGGAUCUAGCGACAAGCAAAUAUAUAUGGGCGAGAUUGAAACUUAAUAAUACUAGAAUUAUUGGUUACUAAAUUGCAAUCCUUUCCUCGCUUAUAGUUUUUUUUUUUUUUAGUACACGUCCUAUUUUAUCUGAAAUGAAGAAUUUGCUUUAAUAUAUAUAAGUGUAUAAACGGAUAUGUACUGUAUAUGCGACGUUCACACCUGAAGCAGUGGUCAUAUUUUUUCGCGCAUGUGCAGUAAUAUAAAGGUAUUUAAUAAGUAAUGUACUUGUCCGAUAAAGGUAUAAAACCAAUCAUGAAUUUGGAAAAGAAUAGAAAGUGUAAAUCAUUGAUUAAUAAUACAAUUCAUAGAGAACUAUAGCAAAGUUUACU